GGGCUCCGCCCCCUGCAGGUAUGCUCUGUCUCAGCUCCUGUGAACACAUCAGUGUGUCUUAUCUACAGCUCAGAGAUGGAGGAGGCUGUGGUCGGACUCGGUGCCGUUACCGUGCUGGGCGUCCUGGAACAAGCUUAUUUCUCCCUGCAGGUCAUCUACGCCAGGAGGAAGUACUCCGUUUCCCCUCCCAACACCAACGGACCGCCUGAGUUUGAGCGGAUCUUCAGAGCUCAAGUAAACUGUUCAGAGUAUUUCCCCAUCUUCAUCACUCUGCUGUGGAUGUCCGGCAUCUUCUUCAGCCAAGGUGUGUCCAGCUUCUGCGGGCUGCUGUACUUAUACGGACGGCUGCGUUACUUCAGGGGAUACGCCGAGUCGGCACACGGGCGUUUGUCGCCGCUCUACUUCAGCGCAAAAGUUCUGUGGGUUCUGAUCGCGUUCUCAUCUGUUGGAGUGUUCCUCACGUUCUGUCGAGUUUACCUGAAUGUGGACCUGCUGCAGGAGCUCGGCUUCUUCUGACCCAAACGAGGAGGAGGAGUGAUGAAGGCGCCAGACACCAGAAACCUGACAAUUAACUAAUAAAUAUAAUUUUUUAAUACAUUUAGUGAAUUUUUAAUUUAUUUAAUAAACUCAUCAUGU
Messenger RNA from Nematolebias whitei (Rio pearlfish), 636 nucleotides. RefSeq names its product leukotriene C4 synthase (gene ltc4s). Lineage: Eukaryota; Metazoa; Chordata; Actinopteri; Cyprinodontiformes; Rivulidae. Gene Ontology annotation, molecular function: glutathione peroxidase activity; leukotriene-C4 synthase activity; glutathione transferase activity. Gene Ontology annotation, biological process: leukotriene biosynthetic process. The record is from RefSeq and is a predicted model, not a curated record. The transcript has 5 exons. Bases 76 to 516 code for a protein of 146 amino acids. Gene Ontology annotation, cellular component: nuclear envelope; endoplasmic reticulum; membrane.